AUUGGUUAAUUUUAUGGAUGACUACAAAGGGAUGACAAGACAGACCCGGUAGAAAGUUGCCACAUUUGAGAAGGUGGAUAUUGCAUGGUAACGUGGGCUUGUCCUUAAAGCAGACACAAGACACUUAAAUUCUAAUUGGCCAGUAUGACGGAUUCUCAGUAUAUCCUGCCCAAUGACAUUGGCAUCUCAUUGCUACCGUGUAAGGAGGCUUUUCAGUUGUUAACAAAGAAAGAACAAUUGUAUGCACACUACCUGUCCCGUGCUUCCUGGUAUGGUGGAUUGAUUGUGCUUGUUCAGACUUCUCCAGAAUCUCCACCUAUAUAUAUCUUGCUUAUGAAGUUAUUUCGAGCUCAGAGUCCCACUGAAUUGGAACCGAUAGCAUUGUCAGUGGGGCUAACUGUAGAUGAAUAUCAGGCCUUACUAGUUUACGCAGCGGGUAUUUUUUCUAACAUGGGAAACUACAAAUCAUUUGGAGAUACAAAAUUUAUACCUAACUUACCAAAGGAAAAGUUAGAGAAGCUUCUGUGGAAAAGUAAAGCUUUUGAGCUGAAUCCUGCAGAAGUAAAAGAACUAUGGAAUAUCUGUGGCAAUAAAAUGUACUCGCUGGAUGACAAGGAGAAGCAGCUUGGACUAGGAGAAAAGGGCAUAACCACAUAUUUCUCAGGAAACUGUGAUCUGGAAGAUGCAAAGAUUGUUCAGAAGUUUCUUGAUUCACAGCAUAUCAGUGCUUAUAAUACACGCCUGUUUAAAUCUGUGAAUAGUGAUGGGAAAUGCUGUUAUGAAGUUCGUCUGGCCUCUGCCUGUACAGAAGGGUCCUCUGUUGCUGAAGAAAAAAACAACAAAUGUGCCUCUUACAAUUUUGAUGGUGCAACUUUUAAGGUUGUUCGUGGCGAUUAUUCUCCUUUAAUGAAGAAAACUGUGGAAAACUUGCAGAAGGCAAAGGUUUAUGCUGCUAACACCCAUGAGGAGCAGAUGCUGGAGGCAUAUAUACGCAGUUUCAGCUAUGGUUCUGUGGAAGAUCAUAAAGACGGAUCUCGACACUGGAUUAAAGACAAAGGGCCUGUUGUGGAAUGUUACAUUGGAUUCAUUGAAAGCUACCGAGACCCUUAUGGAUCUAGAGGAGAAUUUGAAGGCUUUGUGGCAGUGGUAAAUAAAGCAAUGAGUGCCAAGUUUGGAAACCUCGUUUCUUCAGCAGAACAUCUUCUUUCAGAACUACCGUGGCCAAAUGACUUUGAAAAGGACCAGUUCUUGAAGCCUGAUUUCACCUCCUUGGAUAUAUUGACGUUUUCAGGAAGUGGAAUCCCUGUGGGCAUUAACAUUCCUAACUAUGAUGAAAUUCGGCAAAAUGAGGGCUUCAAAAAUGUAUCACUGGGUAAUGUGCUGUCUGUAGCUUCUGCAGCCCAGAAGGAGAAACUGACUUUCCUUCUCGAAGAAGACAAGGAUCUCUUCCUCCAGUGGAAAAGUGCAGCUCUUGAAGUACAAGUGGGAUUACAUGAACUGCUUGGACAUGGAAGUGGAAAAUUAUUUGUGCAGGAUGAAAAAGGUAACUUCAACUUUGAGAAGAACUCCGUCAGGAAUCCAGAGACAGGAGAACUGAUUUCCAGCUGGUACAAAGAAAAUGAGACAUGGGACAGCAAGUUCUCCACUAUUGCCUCCACCUAUGAAGAAUGUCGAGCAGAGUCUGUGGGUCUCUAUCUUUGUCUCAAUGCAGAAGUUCUCAGAAUCUUUGGACAUGAAGGCAAAGAAGCUGAGGAUGUCGGUUAUAUCAACUGGCUUAGCAUGGUGCGUGCAGGAGUCCUGUCGCUGGAAUUUUACACACCUGAAAAAAAUACAUGGAGACAGGCUCAUAUGCAGGCUCGCUUUGUUAUCCUCAGAGUACUGCUAGAGGCUGGUGAAGGACUUGUCACAAUAACAUUCACAACUGGUUCAGAUGGGAAACCAGAUGCAGCCAUAACUUUGGACCGAAGCAAAAUCAUAUCUGUAGGCAAGCCAGCUGUUGAGAAAUUUCUCAGGAAACUACAGAUGAAAAUGUGCACUUGAAGGAGUACGAAAGUAGUGCAGUUGGGCUGAUCUGUUCAUUUGUAGAACGAUUCCCUGAAGAUGGAGAACAGUUGGAGAAACAUCUGUUGGACCUUUAUAAGGCUGAUAUCCAGUGUUGGUGUCAUUAGCCUGCCUAUGCAACAAAAAGAAGGGUGUUUGUUUUUGGUGGGCAUCUAGAUGACAGCCAAAUUAAAUAUUUAGCACUGACUGCUGCAGCCAUUAACUUCUCAUCUGUUUUGUUUGUGAGGUAACCAGCUUUGGCCAUGCCACAAGACAUCCUCUUGCCAGGAAGAGGCCAGAGGCAUCAGAAAUGUACAAACUUAUUUUGAUACCUGAAGUCCUACUUCUGUUACCCUAAACAUCUGAUGGUUUCACCUGGUAGAUAAUGGUUAUUUAUAGCUUAGUUUGGUCCAUUUAAUUCUGUAUUGUAUUGGAGCUUCUGUUCUGCUUUAAGUUGUUUGUAACAUAAGUACAUCUGCUAAAUUCUUAUUCGAACCAUUUGCAGCGAUGAACACUGUGGGGGAUUGCUAGUUAAAAUGUCUUAACAGUUCUGGUUAGUCACUGGAGCCCGGUUCCCGACCCCUCUGGUCACUGGAGCCCAGGUUCCCGACCCCUCUGGUCACUGGAGCCCAGGUUCCCGACCCCUCUGGUCACUGGAGCCCAGGUUCCCGACCCCUCUGGUCACUGGAGCCCAGGUUCCCGACCCCUCUGGUCACUGGAGCCCAGGUUCCCGACCCCUCUGGUCACUGGAGCCCAGGUUCCCGACCCCUCUGGUCACUGGAGCCCAGGUUCCCGACCCCUCUGGUCACUGGAGCCCAGGUUCCCGACCCCUCUGGUCACUGGAGCCCAGGUUCCCGACCCCUCUGGUCACUGGAGCCCAGGUUCCCGACCCCUCUGGUCACUGGAGCCCAGGUUCCCGACCCCUCUGGUCACUGGAGCCCAGGUUCCCGACCCCUCUGGUCACUGGAGCCCAGGUUCCCGACCCCUCUGGUCACUGGAGCCCAGGUUCCCGACCCCUCUGAUCACUUUAUAUCUACAGUUUGCAUGUUGUUCUGUGGCUGCUUAGGUUUUUAUAGUCGCUCUGAUUGUUUCCCACCCAAAAACAUGAAGAUUGACAGGCUUCUUUGGCAACUGUCCAUUUACAUUGAUUUACUCUUGCCUUUUUAACCUACUUUAUGGCUGAUAAAGGUCCAGAAUAGACCAACCUACUUACCUGAUAAUUUAAUAAAUAAAUAUUAUAUUAAAAAAGGUCAUAUCUUAAUACCACUUUUGCUCUGGAAGUGCAUACCAUUCUACUGUUCUCAUAUAUUUUGCAGUGUCUGAUACAUGUGGAGUUUAUUUAGGGUUUUUUUUUUUUUGUGUAUUCCAGAUUUUAUUUUAUUGGCUUUCCUAACAUAAAAUACAACAUACAUAUACAUACAUAUAAAGAACACUUGCCAGAAAAAAGAUGUGAUGUUUAGUAUGUUAAAUGUAAAGCUGAAACAAUCAAAAAUGUGGUCCACCUGUACAAUGCCUUAAUACUUUUAGAACUAACAAAUACUGUAGGCAUACCAUGGGGUACAUGUGGGUCACAUUUUCUUUACAGUCCCAUAAUAAUGGAUAACCAUGUCCAGAGAGCGAACCACAGUGUAGACAAAACUAAAUUUGAUAUCCUUAAUUCAGUAAUUGCUUUUGUGUUGCAUCAUAAUAUUUUUGGUUUGAUGACCAUGCUUUUUGUUUUUCACAUUGUGUUUCACUUUAUGGGCAAUUAUUGUAAAAUAUUUCCUUUAUGUCCUACCUUAAUAACUAUUUUCACAAAAAAGUUAAAUGCCAGAGCAUUUGGUGAAUUUCCCUGUGAGGGUGGAAUUAUGCUGAGUAGGUUGUAGAACCCUCUGUUCCAUUUUUUUCAGAUCCCAGUAUUCCUUUCCAUAUGUUUUAAGAUGUAUGCCGGAUGCGCAGGUAUAUAGAAGUAAGCCUGUGCUGUGGAACCUAAUAACAGAAGUGACACUGAGUCUGCAUCCAAGUGACAUUAAGUAAACACAUGUCUGUGUGAACCAUGGUUCUUAUGAUGGUAGAAGAGUUCCUCACUUUUUGUAUUGCCAUCUCACCUACACAGAUGCAAACUGCCAGAUACCUCCCACAGGAUUGUCUGGCCUUGUUCUUGAAGCUGCAUAACCUUUUGUGAUAUUAUUCAUUUAGCAUUCUAAAUGCAGCUCUGUCUUUCCUGAAUUAUAAUCAUGUGUAAGCAUAAUAAAAUGCCAUUUUCUUUGACCCAUAUUACACUGCAUUGGCAAACAAAAAAUACUCAAGUUUAUAUAUAAAGUGAGUACAAUAAAAGUGAGGAAAGAACACAAAAAUUAAAUAGUUAAAAAUAUAGCACGUGAAAAUUGCAUAACUUAGUAGUGAAAGGAAAGAAAUGUGAGAUGGAAGUGGGAAUGCAUGUGAAUGACUACAUUAACUCGCUGUAAUAUAUGUAAAGGAAUCAUUUUAAAACAUGUUUAAUGGCGGAUCUAAGAUCUCAAAUAAAAAUGCAUAGAUUGUCACAACAUUUUUUUGUGACUCUGCUGUUUCUGCACUUGAUUAGUUUUUAUUUUCAAAAACAGGCGACUACAAAGCAGCCAGAAAGAGGAGAAAGUCAGCAGCAGUAGACCCUACCUACAUGGACAAAAUAAGUAGAAGAUGAGCCCUAAAUGAAAAGGGUACAGCCCACUACAGUAAAAGAAAAGAGACCAUCUCAUCAGUAACAUUCUGAUCUGGCAAAAGGCUUCAGAAGCAGAUAUAUCCAUACAAAACAAGUUAUGUUCAGUUUAACAAUAUAUGUUAAAUGUUAGUUUUCUGCGUGUCUUUGGAAAUAACUUUAUAGAACUUAUGGUUUAAAAAAAUCACAACUGCAGCUCUUUGAUGAAUUUCAAGACAAAUUCUUGCAUAGAACUUAUGGUUUAAAAAAAUCACAACUUGCAGCUCUUUGAUGAAUUUCAAGACAAAUUCUUGCAGUGGUCACAGGGAGCCCUUUUGGAUGCAGCCCUAUAGUCAGAGCUUCUCCACAGAAUCAGUGUUUCUACUGCCCCAUCCAAGGAAAUGAGCAGAAAAACCCUGAGAAUUUAUCCAGCUAUUCACUCUGGAGGCAACUGGGCGCUCAUCUCUCCCUGCACCAAGACGCAUGGGUGACAAUCCCACCAGACAAAUGGGGUUAGGGAGAUAGUAUCCAGAGGUUAUAUAAUUAUUUUUCCUCAGAUAGCAAAGCCAUCCUCCCCUAUACUUCUGGAUGUCUCACUCUGUCAGAAGGAGCUGGUGAGGCCAAAGGUCAAAAACCUUCUCGCCAAAAGGGUCAUCCAGGAAAUCCCACAGAGCCAGAGGAGAUUUGUACUUUAUUCAAGAUUUUUUUUUUCUUAACUAAAAAGAAAGUACCUCAUGCUCAUCUUGGCAGCCCAGAUCAAUGCAUCAACAAAUUCCAGAUGAUCACAGUAAAAUCUAUCCUUCCAUGUCUCCAGGAAGGGGAUUGGAUGGACUGCAGGACAUGUAUAUGCAUGUCAGAAUCCCCAAAGCUUCCAGGAUGUUCCUACAGUUCCUGGUCAGAACCAGACACUAUCAGUUUACAGUAUGGCCACUCAGUCUUAGCACAGCUACCAGGGUGUUCAGAUGUACAGCAGUUGCCUUUCACUUGUGGCUUCUUGGGUUUCAUAUUUUCCCUUAUUUGGACUAGUAGUUCCUAGUCUCUGCCAACAAGGAGAAGCAAGGGAUUGCACACUUCAGCUUUGUCUGUCUGUAGGAAUUUCUGUCUAGGAAAAAUCACAACUGGAAGCCAGGCAUUGUUUUUAUUUGAAGCAGUCUGGACACCAUACACAAGACAGUAAAAAAAUAUUCAGUUUAUAGUAUGCCAUCUCUUUAAUCUUCCUGACCACCUUGGGUCUGAUGGCGUUUACAAUUUAUUUACUACAGCAUGCCAGACAUCUUGAGUGUUGCAGCGGACUCUCAGGAUGCAGUGGUUGCAGAUAGAAGAUGAUGUGGACAGACUCAUCCAUCUUCCUACCACCUGCAGAAUUCAUCUUUGGUGGUUGAACAGCCAGAAUCGCAACAAAAGAAGCUGCUUUGUAACACCACUCCCAUGGCUACAGUUACCACAGAUAUCUGACAUGUUGGGAGGGUGGGACAUUAUUCAGGGUAGACUGUCUAAGGAAUGUGAUCACAACAAGAGAACAUCACUGUACUAGAGAUGAGUGUGAUCUUCCUUGAAUUGCAGGCCUUUCAGGGUUUCCUUCUCCAUGGUAUUAUGUCCAUCCAUACUGACAAUAUGACAGUAGUGUGGCCUAUCAGCAAGUAAGGUGACACAACAUCAUUCCCUCUGUGUUGGGAGGCCAUGAGCAUGUGGGAAUGGGUGAUCUCCAUAAUGCUUCUGUUAGUAACAUGCAUUCCCAGUCAGGUUACCUGUCUGAUCAACAGGCUCAGCAGGUGUAUCCUGAUGCCUCACAAGUGGUUCCUCAAGCCUCAUGCAGUACAUGUUUUGUUCUGCUGCUGGGGAAAGACUUGCUGUCAUUUGCAUGCAUCCCCUACCAACAACACAGUAAAGUAGUGUUUUUGCCCUUAUCCAUCCACAGAGACAGACUCCAAGAUAUUCUGGUCCAUCAGUGGCCAACAGGUCUUCUGCAUGCCUUCCCUCCUAUUCCUCUCAUGGUGAACUUUUCUGUAAAAAGCCAAACUGUGCAGAGCAAAAGUAAUCCUCGUAUUCCCAUUCUGCCUUUGAUGUGUGUGCUUCUCCUUGCUGUGGCCUCAUCUUAGAGAGAAGCUUCUGCUUCUAGAUCACCUACUGGGUCUCCUGUCUGACCCAUCUGGCAGAUCAUGCCCAGACAUCAGUAGCUUUGUUUAACUUCAUAACUUCUACAGUUCCAUUAAUGACCAAGGACCCUUCUUACUUGGCCAGGGUGUGACAGAUCCUUACGACUUCAGAUAAGCUAUCCACUCAAGUUAUGUAGGUGCAAAACUUGAACAGAUAUGGAGGUCAGAUUCUUUCUCUGCCCCAAUACUGUCAGUUUUACUAUUUCUUCCCUCUCCAUUUGAUGCAGGGUUUAACUUUUCUACACUUUAAAGUGCACUUAGCUACUAUUUCUGAUUUCCACAAAGGCUUUAAUUUUCAACCCUUAGCUUCCCUUCAAGUAUGCAAGGGCUUCCUAAAAGGGAAUGUUUGCUUUGUCCCCCUUUAACGGAUUUUACUCCAUCGUGGGGCCUAAGGUCUUAAUUUCAUACUGGAGAAGCUUAUCCACUCUCCUUUCAAAUGGGCAGAACUCACGUUUUUUUAAUUUUGGAAAACUUUCACGUAGUAAUUAUAUCACCCAAGAAAAUUGCAGAACUUCAAGAUCAUUCUUCUUGGCCCCCUUAUCUGGUCAUGCCCAAGGAUAGAGUUUCUGCUCAGAGAGACUCCUCCUUGUUGCCUAAAGUAGCUUCCAAAACUAACAUCAAUCAAACCACCCAACAGAGUUUUUUUCCCCCCCAUUAUAUUCCAAUAAAGGAAAGUAAUGUAUUCAUUGCCUAGAUGUCCAUACACAACUGAGGCUCUAUCUGCAGCUUACAAAACAGUUCAGACAGCAUGACCAGUUAUUUUUCUCCUUCCCUAAAAACGAAUGGAUCAGAAAAUAUCCAGUUACUCUCUUCUGAUUGCAUUUCAUUCAUCUGUACCUCCUCUUACAUGUCCCUUCUAAACUGAAGGCUCACUCCAUGUGAACAGUAGUCACUUCUGCCUUCUCCCAGAAUUCUUCUGUUGAUGUAUGUGCUUCUGCUGCAUGGACAUCACUGUAUACCUUUGCUAGGCACCACAUAUUGGAUGUGGUAUCUCUGUCAAGGUCUUCCUUUGGGGGCCACCAUACUUUGUGGUAUUUUGUGAUGAUACUACCCAGGAUGUUAGCUGGAGAUUCUGUCCCAUCCUUGAAGUGGACAGACUGGAUAACCUAACCUACUAUAGUUAUACCAUAGUGCUGAGUCGUGAUUAGCCAUGUUUCACUCAAAAAAAAAAAAUUCUGUCCAGCCGCAAAUUGUCAUCUACAGAUUACUGACCUUCUGAGGCCUGAUCAACAUUUACUUUCUUAUAGAUUUAGGAGGCAGUUAUAGUAUAAUUAAGGUUGCUACUUAGAUGGGCUUACACAGUGUGAGGAAAACAGAGAAGGGCAGCAUUAUGGUAGACAAUGGAGGGGUUUGCUAUGUGCAGUAUAUCGCACCUGACUGGCCAGUCCCAUCCUUGAAGUGGAUAGAUGAGUCAAAAUCCAAUAUUACAUUGAAUUAACAUGCAGUCAGAAUGAGUCUGACAUUCUGGUGGUCUUGAGAGGAUGUUUUGGCUUUGAAACAGUGGAAGUCUGAAGUAGAAAAACAGCAGCUGGUAGUAAAAAGGAUUUAUCAUUGUUUACAGCAAAUGGUCAUCGUAUUGUAAGUCACAAGUGGCAUGGCCUUGAGGCUAAAACUGCACUUUGUGUAAGCUGGAAAAAGGGAGCAUGCUGAUUAGACAACUUCACAAGCUUCUUUCAAAAAUGGUGACAAGUAAGCUAUCAGUGAUUUAAACCACCUGCCUUACACAAAACCAGAGAGAUGUUCAUUGACUGAGAAGCCCCUUUAAAAAUUAAGAUUAAUUCAUGAAUGCAGUUACGUUAUACCAUUAUCUGAGUUAUUAAUGGUUUAUUUAUGGAAUACACUGAAGUACUGGUUUAUGCUAUCAGUCUAGGCUUACGAAUUAUAUCCAUCUGUAACAUGACAUUUCUUGACAGCUUCAUCACUUGCACCUGUCAUCAUCUGAUUGCCUGAAUGUUGACUUUCUGUUGCUGCCCAUUUGUCUUCAGUGCAUAAUUGUAGGUAAUGUGUUUUAUAAUAGAAAAGCAGAUAGAGAGCGAGCAUGAGAAAAACUUCUAGUACUAUAAAGAUACUCAGCUGUAGCUAAUUUAUCUUACUCGCAUGGCAGUCAUUGCACUUGGUGAUGAAAAAAAUGCCUGGAACCUUCUUAAUAAUUUAUUUGAAACUGUAUGUACCAAAGCUACAUUUCUUACAUAAAGUUGAUCCAUUUUGCAACAAA
Messenger RNA from Protopterus annectens (West African lungfish), 9067 nucleotides. It is a transcript of the gene DPP3, whose product is annotated as dipeptidyl peptidase 3. The record is from RefSeq and is a predicted model, not a curated record. Gene Ontology annotation, biological process: proteolysis. NCBI's taxonomy places the organism in Eukaryota, Metazoa, Chordata, Ceratodontiformes, Protopteridae. Gene Ontology annotation, cellular component: cytoplasm. Gene Ontology annotation, molecular function: metalloexopeptidase activity; dipeptidyl-peptidase activity.